Messenger RNA from Dendroctonus ponderosae (mountain pine beetle), 1360 nucleotides. It is a transcript of the gene ND-39, whose product is annotated as NADH dehydrogenase [ubiquinone] 1 alpha subcomplex subunit 9, mitochondrial. Gene Ontology annotation, molecular function: protein-containing complex binding. The coding region runs from base 99 to 1298 and encodes 399 amino acids. Lineage: Eukaryota; Metazoa; Arthropoda; Insecta; Coleoptera; Curculionidae. The record is from RefSeq and is a predicted model, not a curated record. The transcript is spliced from 2 exons. Gene Ontology annotation, cellular component: mitochondrion.
AAGAACAGCUGAUAAAUCAACGCAUAACCUCACAAAGGGGUUACACAACAACAGGAAUUUGUCAAAGUUUGAGUUAAAAAAAUCGGUGCUCUGGCGAGAUGAGCAACGCAAUCCUGAUCAGUCUGCGAGCAUCGAAGCCUCGAGCUGGUGUGGUGGCAAUAGUAAGCAACCCCGCCCGAAAUUUCGCCACUGAAGAUGUUGACUACACCAACUUGUCCCUGUACAAAAGGGGCUCCGGGGGCCGUUCCAGCUUCAACGGAAUUGUGGCCACGGUGUUUGGAAGCACCGGCUUCAUUUCCCGUUACGUGUGCAACAAGCUGGGCAAAAUAGGCACGCAGCUGAUUCUGCCUUAUCGCGGAGACAACUACGACCCCAUGAGGCUGAAAGUGGUCGGCGAUUUGGGCCAGGUGUACUUCCAUCCCUACAACCUGAAGGACGAAGAUUCCAUACGCAAAGUCGUCCAGUAUUCGAAUGUGGUGAUCAAUUUGGUGGGACGCGACUGGGAAACCAGGAACUUCAACUUUAAUCAGGUGCAUGUCGAAGGGGCGCGACGCCUGGCCAGGAUUGCCAAGGAGGCUGGCGUGGAGAGGUUCAUUCAUUUUUCUUCGCUCAAUGCGUCGGAGGACCCGAAAGGCGUCAUCUUGAAGAAUGGUUCAAAAUUCCUCAAAAGCAAAGCCUUAGGAGAAAUAGCUGUUUGGGAAGAGUUCCCAGAGGCAACCAUCUUCAGGCCGGCAGACGUCUACGGACAAGAGGACCGAUUUUUGCGGUAUUACUUGCACAACUGGAGGCGCCAGUUGCAAAACAUGCCCCUAUGGGACAAGGGCGAGAAGACAGUGAAGCAGCCGGUGCACGUGAGCGAUGUGGCGUCUGGCGUGGUGGCAGCCAUCCGAGACCCAGACAGCGCCGGAAAGAUCUUUCAAGCUGUCGGCCCCAAGCGCUACCUGCUGUCCGAGCUGGUGGACUACAUCUACAGAGUGACGCACAGAGACAGGGACAACUGGGGCUACAGGCGCUACGACAUGAAGUGGGACCCGUUCUUCCAACUGAAAGUCACCAUGACUCAGAAGCUGUCGUACAGCUGGCCUCUCGGCCACUUGCACUGGGAGAAGCUGGAAAGAGAUCACGUCACCGAUGACGUGAAAGCCGAAUUGCCCACGCUGGAGGAUCUGGGCGUGAGUCUGACCGCAGUGGAGGACCAGCUGCCGUGGGAAUUGCGGCCCUGGAUUUAUGGACAGUACCAUGGACACGAUGCCGACGAUCCGAUGAUUACGGCAACUCCACCCAAAGUGGCGGUCUAAGUCCACUUUUAUGUUGUUACGCGUGUAAAUUAUAAACGAUUAAUAAAGUCAUUUUACUUCUG